AUGGGUGGAUGUAUGGCCAAACCUAAAAAGGCCAAGAAUGGGUCAAGCGAGAAUGAACCUUAUGAACGGAAGCCAAGCUCCACAAAGAAGCGUGGCAGCUCGAAAGCUAGUAAAAAGAGAAACAGCUUGGAUGAAAAAGAGGACUCAGAUCGUAUUGUUGAUCAAACAAGUGGAGAAGACGAUGACGUUACAGAAACGUCUAAAGAAGAAGAUGAAAAACCUGGUUUAGAAUCCGACUCUGAAGAACAAAAUGGGGAAGUUUGCAGUGAGAACAAAUCAAAAAAUAGUAGCGAUGAAAAACAACAAAUUGACAAUAAUUCGGAACAUUUAGACAAUUUAGUUGACUUUGAUAAGAUUCUGGAGACAAUCCGUGCAGAUCGGGAGGAAAAAAGUGAUUCGAAUAUUUCAGAAAACGAAAAUAAUGACGAAAUAUCCAACCCAAUUGUGUCAGAAUCUCUUGCAAGUGACAAACAUGAUAGUGCCAGUGAAACAGGUUCAACUCACAUAUCAGAUGUCAAGACACACAUGGAUUUACUAGUUGAAGAAAUGGGUCUCUCAGAAAAUGACCUGCUGGAAGAAAUUAAAAUAGACUGGACAUCUACUAAAAAUACUAGUGAUGCUCAGACAGAAAGCUCCGUGGUACAUGAAGAUAACAAGAUAAAAUCAGUUGAUUCGGAAUUACAUGCAUCAGCAACUCAACAAUCUGAGUCUACUGAUAACAAACCUAACAAUAGAAACGGUGGAAGUCAUACAGUAGAACGGGAAAAGAUGUUGGAACCAACAGAUACAGCCAAACAGAUUAAAGACGCAUCUGAAAUAUUGAAAGAGGAAAAGGAAUUGCUUAGAAAAAGAUGCAAUAAGCUAAAAGAUGAGAUAAAUAACCUGUUUAAAGUUGAACAGAGUACUGAUAAAGAUAUAAGUGAAGAUGAAAUAUGA
Molecule: messenger RNA, 936 nt
Organism: Saccoglossus kowalevskii
Lineage: Eukaryota; Metazoa; Hemichordata; Enteropneusta; Harrimaniidae
Product: dentin sialophosphoprotein-like
Source: RefSeq, a predicted model, not a curated record